AUGGUCCUUCUGUUGAUCCUGUCAGUCCUACUUUUGAAAGAAGAUGUCCGAGGGAGUGCACAGUCCAGUGAGAGGAGGGUGGUGGCUCACAUGCCAGGUGACAUCAUUAUUGGAGCUCUCUUUUCUGUCCACCACCAACCAACUGUGGACAAAGUUCAUGAGAGGAAAUGUGGGGCAGUCCGUGAGCAGUAUGGCAUUCAGAGAGUGGAGGCCAUGCUGCAUACCUUGGAAAGGAUCAAUUCAGACCCCAAUCUCUUGCCCAACAUCACACUUGGCUGUGAGAUAAGAGAUUCCUGCUGGCAUUCAGCUGUGGCCCUAGAGCAAAGCAUUGAAUUUAUAAGGGAUUCACUCAUCUCUUCAGAAGAGGAAGAGGGCUUGGUCCGCUGUGUGGAUGGCUCUUCUUCCUUCCGCUCCAAGAAACCCAUAGUGGGAGUCAUCGGUCCUGGCUCCAGCUCUGUGGCCAUACAAGUCCAGAAUUUGCUCCAACUUUUCAACAUACCUCAGAUUGCUUACUCUGCAACCAGCAUGGAUCUGAGUGACAAGACUCUAUUCAAGUAUUUCAUGAGGGUUGUACCUUCAGAUGCCCAGCAGGCACGAGCCAUGGUGGACAUAGUGAAGAGAUAUAACUGGACCUAUGUCUCAGCUGUGCACACAGAAGGCAACUAUGGAGAAAGUGGGAUGGAGGCUUUCAAAGAUAUGUCAGCCAAGGAAGGGAUUUGCAUCGCCCACUCUUACAAAAUCUACAGCAAUGCUGGGGAGCAGAGCUUCGACAAGUUGUUGAAGAAGCUCAGAAGUCACUUGCCCAAGGCCCGGGUGGUAGCCUGCUUCUGUGAAGGCAUGACAGUGAGAGGUCUGUUGAUGGCCAUGAGACGCUUGGGUCUAGCAGGAGAGUUUCUGCUUUUGGGCAGUGACGGCUGGGCUGACAGGUAUGACGUGACAGAUGGGUAUCAGCGAGAAGCUGUCGGUGGAAUUACCAUCAAGCUCCAGUCUCCCGAUGUCAAGUGGUUUGAUGAUUAUUAUCUGAAACUCCGGCCAGAAACAAACCUCAGAAACCCUUGGUUUCAAGAAUUUUGGCAGCACCGCUUUCAGUGCCGGCUGGAAGGGUUUGCGCAGGAGAACAGCAAGUACAACAAGACUUGCAACAGUUCUCUGACUCUAAGAACACAUCAUGUUCAAGAUUCCAAAAUGGGAUUUGUGAUCAAUGCAAUCUACUCUAUGGCUUAUGGGCUCCACAACAUGCAGAUGUCCCUGUGCCCAGGCUAUGCAGGGCUCUGUGAUGCAAUGAAGCCAAUUGAUGGGCGGAAACUAUUGGACUCCCUGAUGAAAACCAAUUUUACUGGAGUUUCUGGAGAUAUGAUCCUGUUUGAUGAAAAUGGAGACUCUCCAGGAAGGUAUGAAAUAAUGAAUUUCAAGGAAAUGGGAAAAGAUUAUUUUGACUACAUCAAUGUUGGAAGUUGGGACAAUGGGGAAUUAAAAAUGGAUGAUGAUGAAGUAUGGUCCAAGAAAAAUCACAUCAUCAGAUCGGUGUGCAGUGAACCAUGUGAAAAAGGCCAGAUAAAGGUGAUCCGGAAGGGAGAAGUCAGCUGCUGUUGGACCUGCACACCUUGUAAAGAGAAUGAGUACGUGUUUGAUGAGUACACCUGCAAGGCGUGCCAGCUGGGGUCCUGGCCCACUGACGACCUGACAGGUUGUGAUUUGAUCCCAGUACAGUAUCUUCGCUGGGGUGACCCUGAGCCCAUUGCAGCUGUGGUCUUCGCCUGUCUCGGCCUGCUGGCCACCCUGUUUGUUACUGUGAUUUUCAUCAUUUAUCGGGAUACUCCAGUGGUCAAGUCCUCCAGCAGAGAGCUCUGCUACAUUAUCCUUGCCGGCAUCUGCCUGGGCUACUUAUGCACUUUCUGCCUCAUUGCAAAGCCCAAGCAGAUUUACUGCUAUCUCCAGAGAAUUGGCAUCGGUCUCUCUCCAGCCAUGAGCUAUUCAGCCCUCGUAACCAAGACCAACCGUAUUGCGAGGAUCCUAGCUGGCAGCAAGAAGAAGAUCUGUACCAAAAAGCCCAGAUUCAUGAGUGCCUGUGCUCAGUUAGUGAUUGCCUUCAUUCUCAUCUGUAUCCAGCUGGGCAUUAUUGUGGCCCUGUUUAUCAUGGAGCCUCCGGAUAUAAUGCAUGACUACCCAAGCAUUCGAGAAGUCUACUUGAUUUGUAACACCACCAAUCUAGGGGUUGUCACUCCUCUUGGAUACAAUGGAUUGUUGAUUUUGAGCUGCACGUUCUACGCUUUCAAGACCAGAAAUGUUCCUGCUAACUUUAACGAGGCCAAGUAUAUCGCCUUCACCAUGUACACAACCUGCAUCAUAUGGCUGGCCUUCGUGCCUAUCUACUUUGGCAGCAACUACAAAAUCAUCACCAUGUGUUUCUCAGUCAGCCUCAGUGCUACGGUGGCUCUGGGCUGCAUGUUUGUGCCGAAGGUGUACAUCAUCCUAGCCAAACCGGAGAGAAAUGUGCGCAGCGCCUUUACAACAUCUACAGUGGUGCGCAUGCAUGUAGGGGAUGGCAAGUCAUCCUCUGCUGCCAGCAGAUCCAGCAGCCUAGUCAAUCUGUGGAAAAGGAGGGGCUCCUCUGGGGAAACGCUAAGGUACAAAGACAGGAGACUGGCCCAGCACAAGUCGGAAAUAGAGUGUUUCACCCCCAAAGGGAGUAUGGGGAAUGGUGGGAGAGCAACAAUGAGCAGCUCCAACGGAAAAUCCGUGACAUGGGCCCAGAACGAAAAGAGCAGCCGAGGGCAGCACCUGUGGCAGCGGCUGUCCGUUCACAUCAACAAGAAGGAGAAUCCCAAUCAGACAGCGGUCAUCAAACCAUUCCCCAAGAGCACAGAGAGCCGCGGGCCGGGUGCAGGGGCGGGUAGCUCGGGCCCCCCCGGGGCGGCGGGCGCUGGUGGCUCGGGAUGCGCGGUGGCAAGUGGCCCAGAGCCUCCUGAUGCGGGCACCAAGGCGUUGUACGACGUGGUGGAGGCAGAGGAGCGUUUCCCAGCAGCUGCCAGGCCGCGCUCUCCUUCGCCCAUCAGCACGCUGAGCCACCUCGCCGGCUCGGCGGGCCGCACAGACGACGACGCGCCGUCUCUGCACUCGGAGACGGCGGCGCGCAGCAGCUCGUCCCAGGGCUCGCUCAUGGAGCAGAUCAGCAGCGUGGUGACGCGUUUCACCGCCAACAUCACGGAGCUCAACUCCAUGAUGCUGUCCACCGCGGCGGCGCCCGGGCCAGCCGGUGCCCCUAUCUGCUCGUCCUACCUGAUCCCCAAAGAGAUCCAGCUGCCCACUACCAUGACGACUUUCGCGGAUAUCCAGCCACUGCCGGCCAUCGAGGUGACCGGAGGAGCUCAGCAGAUGGCAGGGGCGUCACCUGCCCAGGAGACUCCUGCAGGAGCCGAGGCUGCACCAGGCAAACCCGACCUGGAAGAGCUGGUAGCCCUCACUCCGCCAUCUCCCUUCAGGGACUCGGUGGACUCUGGGAGCACCACCCCAAACUCGCCGGUCUCUGAGUCAGCCCUCUGCAUCCCAUCGUCUCCCAAAUAUGACACUCUCAUCAUCAGAGAUUACACGCAGAGUUCCUCGUCGUUGUGAGCCACUGGAAACUUCUCUGGAAUCGGCAUGAGCAGCAGGAGACCUCGGUGUUCACACAUGGGCGCAGCGACACCCAUAAUCACCCCAACAGAGAACCUGAGGUGAACGAUGCCAAGGGCACACACCGUGGAGAUACGAGAUCAAUAGUGCUAUUUCACAACAGCCGAUGACGACACCAACUACACAUCUUCUGGCAGAUUAUCUUCUAGUGGCCUUAGAA
This is a messenger RNA of Peromyscus eremicus (cactus mouse), 3832 nucleotides long. It is a transcript of the gene Grm5, whose product is annotated as glutamate metabotropic receptor 5. Gene Ontology annotation, biological process: regulation of synaptic transmission, glutamatergic; trans-synaptic signaling by endocannabinoid, modulating synaptic transmission; G protein-coupled glutamate receptor signaling pathway. NCBI's taxonomy places the organism in Eukaryota, Metazoa, Chordata, Mammalia, Rodentia, Cricetidae. The transcript is spliced from 9 exons. Bases 1 to 3612 code for a protein of 1203 amino acids. Gene Ontology annotation, molecular function: adenylate cyclase inhibiting G protein-coupled glutamate receptor activity; G protein-coupled receptor activity involved in regulation of postsynaptic membrane potential. Gene Ontology annotation, cellular component: postsynaptic density membrane. The record is from RefSeq and is a predicted model, not a curated record.